UCUUGGCAUGAAGCGGCCAUAUUUUGCCUGUUUUAUUUCAGUCCGAGUGUCUGACCCCAAGCUUCAACUCCAAACUGACUUCAACUUAUCAUUGCACCAGGUCUGAUAUUGCACUACCGUUGAGAGAUGGCGACCAAGCUGAAGUCAUACAGUGGAGGCAGCAAUGGCGCACCAGGGGAGUCGAACAUUCAGGUUAUGGUUCGAGUCAGACCAUUGAACCAGACCGAAAAGAGCAAAGGUUCUCACAGUAUAGUGGACGUCAAAAACAACAGGGAGGUGUGUGUGGCCACCAAGGAACCAGGAUUCGGUGGACACAACACAAAGAAGUUUUCUUUCGACCAGGCGUUCAACCCCAACAGUAAACAAGUGGAUGUUUACAAAGAAGUCGUCAUGCCCCUCCUGGAUGAAGUUCUUGAGGGUUAUAACUGCACAGUGUUUGCAUAUGGCCAGACUGGUUCAGGCAAGACUUACACAAUGGAGGGUGAAAGGUCACCUGACCCUGCCAUUGCUUGGGACAAGGACCCUCUGGCAGGAUUGAUUCCUCGCACUUUGCACCAGAUCUUUGAUAAGCUGAGCGGACAGGCUGUGGAUGAGUUUUUGGUGAAAGUCUCGUUCAUCGAGCUUUACAAUGAGGAGUUGUUUGACCUCCUUGGUCCGGGAGAAACUCCCCCUAAGCUCACUACUCUGUAUGAGGACAGAAAGGGGUCUGUUGUCAUCAAAGGACUUGAGGAGGUCCAAGUACACAACAAGGAUGAAGUGUACUCCAUCUUGGAGCACGGGUCUGCUAAACGUCAGACAGCAGCUACACUGAUGAACGCGCAUUCCAGCCGCUCACACAGUGUUUUCAUGAUCACUGUGCACAUCAAGGAAACCACCAUUGAUGGAGAAGAGUUGCUAAAGAUUGGCAAACUCAACUUGGUGGACCUGGCUGGGAGUGAGAACAUUGGCAGGUCUGGUGCCGUGAACCAGCGGGCGCGUGAGGCAGGUAACAUCAACCAGAGCCUGCUGACCCUGGGUCGUGUGAUCACGGCCCUGGUGGAACAUGCCCCCCGUCCCUACAGGGAGAGUAAGCUUACCCGGCUACUACAGGACUCCCUCGGAGGCAGGACCAAAACCUCCAUUAUCGCCACCAUCUCACCUGCUUCCUCCAACUUAGAGGAGACCCUCAGUACCCUGGACUACGCUCAUAGGGCGAAGAACAUAACAAACAGGCCAGAGGUCAACAGAAAACUCAGCAAGAAACACCUCAUGAAGGAGUUCACAGAAGAGAUUGAGCGCCUUCGACGAGACUUGGCUGCAUGUCGGGAAAAGAAUGGAAUCUUCGUGUCUCCAGAGAACUACACGAACAUGGAAACAACCAUCAAAUCUCAACAGGAGCAGAUUAAAGAAAAGGAGGAAAAAAUCGCCGUCCUGCAUCAGGAGAUGAGCAAGGUUGAAACUUUGUUCAAAGAAACGGAUGCAGAACUUGCCAAGAGGAGUUCUCAGCUGGAGGCAACCCAGAGAACACUCCAUAAGACUUCCAAGUCUCUCCAACGUACCAAGGAGAACCUUGCCACAACAAAACGGGACAGGGAUGAGAAGGACUACUUGGUCCAGCAGCACGUCACCACCGAAGGACAGCUGUACAACCAGGCGUCACUGUUGCUUGACACCGCAGACAGCAGUCUUGGUGAUGUUGAGAGUUUGCACAAGAAGCUGGACAGAAAGAAACAUGUUGAGACCCACAACAAGUCCUGCCAACACCAGUUCCAGCAGAGAUUCCAGGCCAGCCUCACGGAGAUGCAGCAUCACGUGGAGGAAAACGCCAACGCUCAGUUAAACACGUGCACCAGCCUCAUGUCAGAUCUAGGAAAGUGCCUGACCAAUCAGACGCACGACGUGAACAGCCAGUUGACCCAGAUGGUGGACACCCUGAGGCAGGGCCUGGAGGACAUGACGGCUACACAGCGGCAGGAGAACUGGAAGGACUGGGCAGCAGGCACUAAAGCUGCUGUCUCCAAGUACAAGGAACAGGAAGUAUCUGCCCUGCAGUCCCUGUUGAGUGGCUCUCUGCUGCCUGGCAUUCAGAAGUUACUGCAGACUAUCAACAAGAACCUUCACAGAACUCAGGCGAAUUUGGUUAGACACGUGGAAGCACAGAAGGUGGCCAUCAGGCGCUCUGCAGACGCUUUCCAGGCAGACAUGAGAGCUAUGGAGCAGAACAUCAAAGAACAGCUGACCCUUCUGGACAGCCAACUGGAGGGGUCCAUACAGAGUGUGGAGACCAUCAAGACUGAGCAGAGAAAUUUUGAAGUUCAGUUUCAGGAGAUGUUGGCUGCCCAGUUGGCUGCACAGCAGACAUUUCUGGCUUCCCAGCUGGCUUCCCAGCAGGCAUUGCUGGCUUCCCACCAAGCAAGCAUGAGCAGUAGAGCUGAGCUGAUGAAGACAGAUCUGACCUCUAUCAGACAGAUCCCAGACACACUGACCACAACAGUACACAGCUCAUUCAACCAGACAGCCGGGCAGCUUCACCAGCACAUGUCAGACAUUGCCAGUGGAGCCACAGACUUCCUGCAAGAACAAACAACAACUUUUGAGCAGGAUGUGCAGCUGGGAGCCAGGUGUGAGAAACAGAUGGUCACUGCCCAGGACCAGACAGCUGUGUUUGUCCAGUCUGUGGAAGAACAUGAAAAAGACCUCCUGACCAGAGUGGAGACACAAGUCAAGGUAGUGGAGGAAACACAGCAAAGUCAUGGACAAGCUGUUGAGGAACUGAUAGAUAGUCAGCAGUCCAGCAAGGAGGCUCUUUUGAACACAGUCAGUACUCAGCUGGCACAGGCCACAGCUCACGUGGAGAACAUGAAGGGUGUGGUCAUGAGCCACUCUGAUGACAUUGUGACAUUGUCCAAUCAGACGAGAGAGGAGCUGCAGCAACGCGGUACAGAAGUGACCGACUUUCUGUCCAAAGACAUCAAAGUGGACGUGCCUACAGGCACCACGCCACAAAGGAGAGCCUGGGCAUACCCCAGGGCCCUCUCGAAGACGGAUCCCCAUGAUGAGCUCCUGCAGAAGUUCCGCCUCGAGGAGACGGCAAAGCUGUUGGAGUUGGGAGAAAACCAACCCCUUCCUGAGGAUUCGGAGGACGAUGAAGAAAGCAAACAUGCAGCGACUUCUCAGGAUACGGCCACUUCCAACCAGUCUGACGACUUCGCAGAAACCACAGAGACUGUCGUGCCCGAUCAUGCAGUCACUCCGUUCUUUAAGAGAGGAAAAGAAAACAUGAAAGGACGAAAGACGGACAAGAGGAAUCCAAAAGGAACUCCUUCUCGGAUGGCCACUAAAUCUGGGACUCCUUCUCGGAUUCCUCUCCUUAUACUAUAAUAGCUAUAAUAUCACAGGUAACAAUUGACAGAUUUACACAAGGACAUAAUAAUUAUAGCUAUUAUAGUAUAAGCAGAGGAAUCCGAGAACUGUCCUCAAUCAUGCAAGCUAUUGCUGAUAUGCUAGACAAAG
Molecule: messenger RNA, 3492 nt
Organism: Branchiostoma belcheri (Belcher's lancelet)
Lineage: Eukaryota; Metazoa; Chordata; Leptocardii; Amphioxiformes; Branchiostomatidae
Product: kinesin-like protein KIF11
Biological process (GO): mitotic spindle assembly; microtubule-based movement
Cellular component (GO): spindle microtubule; nucleus
Molecular function (GO): ATP binding; plus-end-directed microtubule motor activity; microtubule binding
Source: RefSeq, a predicted model, not a curated record